UCCAUACAUACGAGUCAGGCUGUCAGGCACAGCAUAAAGCAGGAACUGUCAGGUUGAAGGGAGAAUAAAUAAAACGUGGUUGAUUUUGGUCGUAUGUAAUAAAAUUAAAUGAUUUAUUUGCGAAGUCUAGAGGAUAAGGCUAAGAGUAAGGCGCACUAAAUUUUGAAGCGUGAAUAAACGACUUUCGGAAAGUGGAGCCUACUUAAUUUGAGAAAACCGCAGUGGAGUUUGAUUACACAAAUUCCCCGGACAAAAUCUUCAAAAUUUAUACGAUGCCCGUGGCAAGAAGUCCGCUCGCGAGCCCGAAUCGCAACGAGGUGGAAAGCAACUGCAUCGCAUGUGAUAGACCCGAUAUGGUGGAUAACAUGGUCCAAUGCGAUGGAUGCGACGACUGGUGGCACUAUUCCUGCGCUGGUGUAACGAAUUCCAUUAACGAAAGAGCUUGGAGCUGUUCUAAAUGUAAUGCACUUACUAAUGCGGCAUCAUCCAGCAGCGUUUCGGGUCGCGCUUCCCAACUGGCAGGCACGAUGAAACGGCUAAUGGAGAGGCAAGAGCUGGAAAAACAGCGCGUCGAAUUAGAGCUUCAAAGGAAGUUUCUGGAUGAGCAACAAAAGCUAUUCAAUGCCACCGUAGAGGAUGAGAUAAAGUCCCAGAAGAGCCGUGUGAGUCGCCGCUCUGCCCAAAAUCGGGUGAACGAAUGGCUGGGUUCAACAGCAGAAGGCGCAGUUGGAGGAAACCUCGUACCACUAGCAGCCAUCCACACCGAACUCGGGCCACCAGGGAGAGUAGCGGACAUAGUAGUGAACCCAUCGAAGCAAUGGCAAGAGGGCCAGAGAAUUCUCAAGGAACAACCAACGUUAGGGAAGCCGCAACAACCGGAGGAGAAGCUAGAUGCUGAUAAACACAAACUAGCUGAGCAGCAAAUAGCUGAUUUACGGGAACAGCUGGAGCAAUGCAAGAAGCUGCUCACUGGACUGCAACUGACAUCUAGUACUCAGGUAAACUCUUCAGGUGCUAUUGCCAAAUCCCGUCCGAAAGCCCCUGAAAUAGAAAACCGUUAUGCCUUUGAAAAUAACUUUAGUUACCAGACCUUUUUAACAAAUCCCCCCACGACCAAUAAUAAUAUGCUUCGUAAUCAGUCUCGUCGCGUGGGGCAGGGUCAUAUAUUCGCACCUGCCGGCACACAUAAUUUGUAUAAAACUGCGAAUCAGCACAAUCAGUCCUUUCUUCCGCCCAAAACACAAGUGAAUUUUCCCCCAACACAGCAUCCAACUCCGCAGCAACUUGCUGCGCGACAGUCCCUGGCUCGUGAUCUCCCAUGCUUUUCCGGAAAUCCGUCGGAGUGGCCAAUGUUCAUCUCCAACUACAAUUACACUACGGAAGCUUGCGGUUAUACAGAUGGUGAGAACAUGAUUCGGCUGCAACGGUGCCUCAAAGGACACGCGCUCGAGACUGUCCGCAGUCGUUUGGUGUUGCCACAGGCGGUGCCACACGUCAUCGAAACGCUUCGCAUGCGGUAUGGGCGAUCAGAGGUGCUGAUAAACUCGCUGCUGCGAGAGGUGCGAUCGAUUCCAGCUCCCAGGUCGGACAAACUAGAAGGAUUAAUUGAAUAUGGGAUGGCGGUGCAAGCAUUGUGUGAUCACAUAGAAGCUGCCAACGAACAAGCGCAUUUGGCGAAUCCUACGCUUUUACAGGAGCUUGUGGGAAAGCUACCGGCAGAUCAAAAACUGUUGUGGGCUGGAUACAAACGUGGCGUAGGGAAUGUGAAUCUGCGAACAUUCUGCGACUAUAUGGCUGACAUCGUUCGCGACGCAUCGAGUGUUAUACUCUACGAACCUGAUGCGGGAAAAACAGUGAGCAGAGACAAGUCGAGAAGCAAAGGGUACGUGAACUUGCACACGGCCGGCAGUAAGGACACAACAUCGCCUGGGUGUCAUUACUGUAGUAAGCAGGGUCACCGUCUUCGUGAGUGCAACGAGUUCAAAGGCCUCAGCGAGGAUGAUCGAUGGCGAAAAGUUCGUGAACUAGGAUUAUGUCAGAUUUGCCUCUUCAGGCAUGGGCGACGAAGCUGUCGUAGCAACAGUCGGUGCACUGUCGAUGGCUGUCAAUAUCGCCACCAUCCUCUCCUACAUUCGACGAGGAAGGCCGGGAGAGUUCCGACGGUGGAACUUGCAGAAAACCACGCUCACCGUUACCUAGAUUCAAGCUCGCUAUUUCGGAUCGUUCCUGUUACAGUUUACGGAAAGUCUAAAGCCAUCGAUGUGUUUGCCUUUUUAGAUGAGGGAUCUACACUGACGCUAAUUGAAGACGAGUUAGCAAUGCAGCUUGAUCUUGAUGGAAGUCCGCAGCCACUUUGCCUUCAUUGGACUGGCGACGUGUCUCGAAGGGAGACGGAUUCGAAAAAGGUUUGCUUCGAGAUCGCAGGAACAGGACACAGCCAAAAGUUCAAAAUAGCAGAAGCACGAACUGUCGAUCGCCUUAACCUGCCCAGCCAGAGUUUCCACCGUGAAGUAGCGGAAAGGAGAUUCAAGUACCUGAAAGGAAUACCACUGCAGAGUUACGCGAGCGUCGUGCCGAAACUUUUAAUUGGAAUCGAUAACCUACGACUAGCCCUGCCUUUGAAGGUGAGGGAAGGAGACGGCACUGGACCGGUUGCAGUAAAAACGAGACUUGGGUGGUGUGUAUACGGUCGCCAGCUGGACGAACCCGACAAGGUCCAUAGUUUUCAUAUAUGUGAAUGUAAUUCUAACGGUGAGUUGCAUGAAGCAAUGAAGCAGUUUUUUGAGUUCGAGCAAGCGAGUGUUAAGGUACCGGAUUCAAUGAUGUCGGAUGAAGAUCAACGCGCACAAUAUCUUUUAGAGACUACAACCAAACGGAUCGGGAACAGAUAUGAGACAGGACUGUUGUGGAAGCAAGAUGAUAUCGUACUUCCAAACAGCUACCCGAUGGCGGUGCGCCGUUUGAAGUGCCUUGAACGACAGAUGGAGCGCAACCCUGUAUUGAAAGAGAAUCUUCAUCGUCAGAUUCGAGAGUAUGGCGAGAAGGGAUAUGCACAUCGAGCGACAGAAGAUGAGUUAUCGAGAGCGGACCCGCACAGAGUAUGGUACCUUCCUCUGGGGGCGGUAACCAAUGCGAAAAAACCCGGAAAGGUUCGUGUUGUCUGGGAUGCUGCAGCCAAGGUAGACGGCGUAUCGCUCAAUUCCGUGCUAUUGAAGGGUCCGGAUAGACUAGCAUCAUUGCCCGGCAUUCUCUACCGUUUCCGAUUGUACCAAGUGGCCGUGAGUGCCGACAUUCAAGAAAUGUUUCACCAAGUGCGCAUACGAGAAGUCGAUAAGCACUCGCAGCGAUUCCUAUGGCGUUUCGAUUCUUCUAAAGAUCCCGUAAUCUACCUUAUGGAUGUUGCUACGUUCGGCUCCACAUGUUCACCGGCCUCAGCUCAAUAUAUAAAGGACCUCAACGCGAAGGAGCACUCCGAGAUGUUUCCGAGAGCAGUGCAGGGUAUUGUCGACAGCCAUUAUGUCGAUGAUUAUCUUGACAGCUUUGGAAGUGAAGAAGAAGCACGGCAGGUAGCAGCAGAAGUUCGACUAGUACAUCGAAAUGGCGGCUUUACGUUGCGUGGAUGGCGAUCAAACAACGAAAAUAUCCUUGAUCAUCUGGGUGAGCCCAGAACCGAGGACGGCAAAACCCUCUGCCUAACCAGGACUGCAGCAACUGAACGCGUACUAGGAAUGCUGUGGAUUCCCCGUACGGAUGAGUUGAGCUUUUCUACACAACUGGGUGAAGAUGUUCUAUCCUUGAUCGCUGGAGAUAUUCGACCAACAAAACGGCAGAUUCUAAGGUGUGUUAUGUCACUUUUCGACCCCUUAGGAUUAUUGGCACCAUUCUUGAUCCACGGCAAGGUGCUUAUACAAAACCUGUGGAGAACUGGCGCGGAUUGGGAUGAUAAAGUCGACGACAAUUCACGUGACUUCUGGCGAAGAUGGACGAAGAUGAUCGAGUUUAUUUCGACCGUGCAUAUCCCACGUUGUUAUUUUCCUGGCGCCACAAAGGAGACGUACGCUGCAACCCAAUUCCAUGUGUUUGUGGAUGCUAGUGAAACCGCUUAUUCCUGUGCUGUGUACUUACGAACGGUAGACUUCGGAGGCAAGGCCCAAUGUGUGCUCGUUGCUGGAAAGGCCAAGGUGGCCCCUGUGAAACCAUUGUCCGUGCCAAGACUGGAGUUGCAGGCAUGCGUGCUUGGAACACGGUUGUUGAAGUUUACUCUGGAGAACCUUCGUAUUCCCAUUUCCAGACGGGUGCUGUGGACUGACUCUACAACUGCGUUGUCCUGGAUUCUAGCGGAUCCACGCAAUUAUCGACCCUUCAUAGCGCAUCGAGUAGGAGAAAUUCUGGAGUCAACUAAAGCUAGCGAGUGGAGGUGGGUCCCGUCGAAGCGAAACCCUGCAGAUGAAGCGACCAAGUGGGGAAGUGGCCCUUAUUUUAGCGAUGAGAGUAACUGGUUUGGAGGACCGAGCUUCUUGCGUCUUUCAGAAGACAACUGGCCGAAGUCAGUGAAACCGUCGGUAGCAACCACUGAGGAAAUGCGUCCUUCGGUAUUUCUUCACGUGGAGGCCGGACCUUUGAUCGAUUACAACCGCUUUUCCCGUUGGGAGAGAUUGCAUCGAACGAUAGCUUACGUGAACCGUUUCUUGAACAACGCCCGAGGCACAGGACGUAAGUAUUCUGGACAACUCGAGCAGGAAGAGUUACUGACUGCCAAGGAAACUAUUUUCAAGCAAGUCCAGUAUGAGGUGUAUACGGAUGAAAUGAUAACGCUGACAAGAAACACAGCUCUACCACUGGAGCAAAGGAAGUCGUUAGAUACCGGUAGUGACCUGUACCAAUACGUGCCGGUGUUGGACGAUCGCGGAUUGCUUCGUCAAUGUAGUCGGGUCAGGAAGGCUAAACAUCUGCCUGUUGAUGCGCGGUACCCUAUAAUAUUGCCAAGGGAUCAUCCUGUAACACUGCUUCUGAUCGACUGGUACCAUCGCGCAUUUCAUCACGCCAAUCAUGAAACGGUGCUCAACGAGAUGCGGCAGGUGUAUAUGAUCUCGAGGCUCCGGACUGUGGUGAGGAAAAUUUCCCGGGCGUGCCAAGUCUGUAAAAUCCGAAGAGCUCACCCCCAAAUACCCCUGAUGGCUCCGUUACCUACAGCCCGGCUUGCUGCCUAUGUUCGUCCCUUCACAUACACAGGACUUGAUUAUUUCGGACCAAUGCUGGUGAGAGUCGGGAGGUCGAGCGUAAAAAGAUGGAUCGCUCUCUUCACCUGUCUCACAAUUCGUGCAGUACAUCUGGAGAUAGCCUACAGCUUAUCCACCGUUUCCUGUAUCUCCUGCGUUCGAAGAUUUGUGUCUCGACGAGGUUCACCGAUUCAAUUUUUCACCGAUAACGGGACCAAUUUCCAGGGAGCGGAGCGCAUUCUACGAGAGCAGAUCAGUCAGGAAGUGUCAGCAACAUUUACUAACGCAUCAACGAAAUGGACGUUUAAUCCGCCAGGGGCUCCUCACAUGGGUGGUGCGUGGGAGCGCUUAGUACGAUCGGUUAAAAACGCGAUGGGGCAUGCGUACUUGGGCAGGAAGUUGGACGAUGAAGGACUGCAUACGAUGGUCGUGGAGGCGGAAUGGCUGGUAAAUUCUAGGCCUCUAACGUACUUGCCGAUUGACUCUGAGGAAUCGGAGGCGCUCACGCCAAAUCACUUUCUGCUCGGAAAUUCGAGCGGGGUCAAGCAGCCGGUAGUGCACGUAGCUUCUCAGACUAGGAUCUUACGGGAUUCAUGGGUUCAAAUCCAACAGAAUCUGGGCGUUUUCUGGAAACGAUGGGUGUCGGAAUAUCUGCCGGUGAUUCGCAGACAGUCAAAAUGGUUCGGUGAAGUAAAGGCUGUUGCCGAAGGAGAUUUGGUGCUGAUCGUCGAAGAAACGAAGCGAAACGGAUGGAUCCGUGGUCGUGUGGUUACCGUUAUGAAGGACAGCGAGGGUAGAGUGCGCCAGGCGAUCGUACAAACGCCGAACGGGCAGCUGCGUCGUCCUGUAUCCAAGUUAGCGUUACUGGAUGUCGAAGGAAGUGAACGUGCAGUCUUGACUGGUGGCAAGAUACACCCGCGGGAGGAUGUUGACGCAGCCGAACGUUCGGCAACCCUGCCGGCAUGACGAUACUCCAUACAUACGAGUCAGGCUGUCAGGCACAGCAUAAAGCAGGAACUGUCAGGUUGAAGGGAGAAUAAAUAAAACGUGGUUGAUUUUGGUCGUAUGUAAUAAAAUUAAAUGAUUUAUUUGCGAAGUCUAGAGGAUAAGGCUAAGAGUAAGGCGCACUAAAUUGUAAGUUUUUUUUCUUAUUAAAUUUAAUGAAUUGUCCUAACUUGAAUUACACCUACAGUUGAAGCGUGAAUAAACGACUUUCGGAAAGUGGAGCCUACUUAAUUUGAGAAAACCG
Molecule: messenger RNA, 6468 nt
Organism: Topomyia yanbarensis
Lineage: Eukaryota; Metazoa; Arthropoda; Insecta; Diptera; Culicidae
Exons: 2
Coding region: 273-6185 (1970 amino acids)
Biological process (GO): DNA integration
Molecular function (GO): nucleic acid binding; zinc ion binding
Source: RefSeq, a predicted model, not a curated record